Messenger RNA from Nomascus leucogenys (northern white-cheeked gibbon), 1385 nucleotides. It is a transcript of the gene TTLL9, whose product is annotated as tubulin tyrosine ligase like 9. Gene Ontology annotation, biological process: protein polyglutamylation; microtubule cytoskeleton organization. Gene Ontology annotation, molecular function: tubulin binding; tubulin-glutamic acid ligase activity. Gene Ontology annotation, cellular component: cilium. NCBI's taxonomy places the organism in Eukaryota, Metazoa, Chordata, Mammalia, Primates, Hylobatidae. The record is from RefSeq and is a predicted model, not a curated record. The transcript has 15 exons.
AUGGUGCCAUCCAGGGAAGCUCUGCUGGGACCAGGCACAACUGCCAUUAGGUGCCCCAAGAAAUUAUAGAACCAAAAUUACAAGGGCCAUGGAUUGUCAAAGGGAAAAGAGCGAGAGCAGAGAGCAUCCAUCCGGUUCAAGACCACCCUCAUGAACACACUCAUGGACGUCCUUCGCCACAGGCCAGGAUGGGUGGAAGUGAAGGAUGAAGGGGAGUGGGAUUUCUACUGGUGUGACGUCAGCUGGCUCCGGGAGAACUUCGACCACACCUACAUGGACGAACAUGUGCGGAUCAGUCACUUCCGGAACCACUAUGAGCUGACCCGGAAGAACUACAUGGUGAAGAACCUGAAGCGGUUCCGGAAGCAGCUGGAGCGUGAGGCAGGAAAGCUGGAGGCAGCCAAGUGUGACUUCUUCCCCAAAACCUUUGAGAUGCCUUGCGAGUACCACCUGUUUGUGGAGGAGUUUCGCAAAAACCCAGGAAUCACCUGGAUCAUGAAGCCUGUAGCCCGGUCGCAGGGGAAAGGCAUCUUCCUCUUCCGCAGGCUGAAGGACAUCAUGGACUGGAGGAAGGACACAAGAAGCUCUGACAACCAGAAAGAUGAUAUUCCCGUGGAGAACUAUGUGGCUCAGCGUUACAUUGAAAAUCCCUACCUGAUAGGAGGCCGCAAGUUUGACCUGCGUGUCUAUGUGCUGGUGAUGUCGGUGUUUGCUGAAUGCCUGCUGUGGUCUGGGCACAGGCUUCAAGAUGUUCACCUCACCAACGUGGCUGUGCAAAAAACAUCUCCUGACUACCACCCAAAGAAGGGCUGCAAGUGGAUGCUGCAGCGCUUCCGGCAGUACCUGGCAUCCAAACACGGGCCCGAGGCAGUGGAGACGCUCUUCAGGGACAUCGACAACAUCUUUGUCAAAAGCCUGCAGAGUGUGCAGAAGGUGAUCAUCAGUGACAAGCACUGCUUCGAGCUGUACGGCUAUGACAUACUCAUCGACCAGGACCUCAAGCCGUGGCUCCUGGAGGUCAAUGCGUCCCCAUCACUGACAGCCAGCAGCCAGGAAGAUUAUGAGCUCAAGACCUGCCUCCUGGAAGACACCCUGCAUGUCGUGGACAUGGAAGCGAGGCUCACAGGAAGGGAGAAGCGAGUUGGGGGCUUUGACCUCAUGUGGAAUGAUGGCCCUGUUAGCAGAGAAGAGGGGGCUCCUGACCUGUCGGGAAUGGGAAACUUUGUGACCAACACACACCUCGGCUGCGUCAACGAUCGGAAGAAACAACUGAGGCAGCUCUUCUGCUCCCUUCAACUUCAGAAGAAAGCUUCCAGUUGAUCCCCAGCUGCCAGGAGGAAAUCAGCCUUAGCAGGUGCUACCCAGGCCUCUCCCUGACUCCCAGA